Trichosurus vulpecula (common brushtail) is the source of this 2017-nucleotide messenger RNA. RefSeq names its product bMERB domain containing 1 (gene BMERB1). The record is from RefSeq and is a predicted model, not a curated record. Lineage: Eukaryota; Metazoa; Chordata; Mammalia; Diprotodontia; Phalangeridae. The transcript has 6 exons. Gene Ontology annotation, cellular component: microtubule cytoskeleton. Bases 142 to 756 code for a protein of 204 amino acids. Gene Ontology annotation, biological process: negative regulation of microtubule depolymerization.
GACUCUGCCGGCGGAAGAGAUGCAGUAGCGUCACGGGCGCCCAGCCCCUUAAAACGCUGCUGGUUGGAGCCACCUCCCUCCUUGCAGCCCGCUGGGGGGAUGGAGUAAAGGAGACCCAUCGACCCGCCAGUGGAACCGGCAAUGGAGUUAAAGCAAUCCUUGUCCGCCCACCUGGAGGCUGAAAAGCCGCUAAGGCGCUAUGGGGCCGUGGAGGAGACGGAGUGGAAAGCAGAGGGACUGGGGAGAAAUCAACUUGACAUCAUUUCCAUGGCUGAGACAACCAUGAUGCCGGAGGAGAUUGAGUUGGAGAUGGCAAAAAUUCAGCGUCUUCGGGAAGUCUUAGUCAGAAGGGAAUCAGAACUCAGGUUUAUGAUGGAUGAUAUCCAACUGUGCAAGGACAUCAUGGACCUUAAGCAAGAGCUGCAGAAUUUAGUCGCCAUUCCAGAAAAAGAAAAAACUAAACCGCAAAAGCAGAGAGAGGAUGAAUUGAUCCAGAAGAUCCAUAAAUUGGUGCAAAAGAGAGACUUCCUGGUGGAUGAUGCAGAAGUGGAGCGAUUACGGGAACAAGAAGAAGACAAGGAAAUGGCAGAAUUUCUGAGAAUCAAGUUAAAACCUCUAGAAAAAGUAACCAAAUCUCCAGCCAGUUCUCCAGCAGAGAAGAAGGCAGAACCCCCACCUACUAAGCCUACAGUUGCCAAGACUGGCAUCGCACUCAUUAAGGAUUGUUGUGGGGCCACCCAAUGCAACGUUAUGUAGCCCCUGGAGGGCUCUCCUUCGGCCUUGGGGCCACCCCACCUUCUUAUCUUCAUAGCCCCCAUUUCACCGGGGCCAAAACAAAACAACAACAAAAAAAAACUUUGCAAGGCAGAAGGGAUCAAAGGCAACCCUAAUUCUGCCACUAGGGCCAUGGGCGUGGUGGGGCCCAGCCGUCAUGUACAGAGUGUAGCAAUAGGGAGUCCCUCACUGUUGCAUGGCCCUCCCCACGCGCAUGCCGAAUACAGGAGUUAUGUAUAGCAGUUUAUCCAACCAUUGGGAAAGAGCUGUCUUUUUAAGAAGAAAAGUAUAUAUACAUAUAUAUAAUCCCAUUGUGCAAACAAGCUGGGAGAGGGGCAUGUUCCCCAAGUGUGUACAAUUGUGAUUUUUAACAAUUUAGCACUUUAUAGGACUAGUCCCAUGCCCCUUAUCUCGUUGAAACUGCCCCACCUCCUGUUUCCCACCUUGCCCUUACUUGGGCUCUGCCAGUGCACCAGAUGAUAGGGGCUGCAAGAAGCCAGCACCGUUUCUCCAAUCCUAUAGUAAUGGGAACCCCAAAGUCAGCCCCUAGACUGUGGGCUUCUUGGAUCAGUGAAGAAAGGCACAAGAGGGCACGGCCCCUGCCAUUGCUGGCCAUUUGGCAUCUUCCCAGGUGUCGUUUGAGUGCUGUUGUGGUCAAUCUCUGCUCUCACAUCAUGUGUGUGAGCCUGGGUCAGCCUUCCCAGCCUAAGUCUCUCACUAGAGCUCAGGUCCCCCUUCUUAUAUUCCCCAUGAAGGCCAUUCUUUGUGGGCACCACCUAUCUGUGUUUGGCCUCAGCCAGAAUAGUCAAGCCAAGGAGAACAGCUAUACAUGGUUCUCCUGGGCCUAAAUUAAUUCUAGAGAGCUGAGCAAGGUCAGAGGUGAGGAGGACACAAAAUAAAGGACUGGGGGAGCCCUCUACACUUGCCAGCAGGUCACCAGAGAAGCUGCCAUGAGUGUGGCUGCCUCAACAGCUACAUUUGACUUCUUGAGGAACAAGAGAGCGCCAAUGGAUGGGAGAGUCAGCUUGACCCAACGUCUGUGUUCCACUGUGCAGUGGCUUAUUUUAAUCAGUCUGCCAAUUCAACCCAUGUAAAUCUCUUUGUACAUUUGCUAUAGCCAGCAGGGCGCGGUUUGUGCAACAUCUCUGUGUGUGUGUGGCCUAAAUAGUUAUGUGACUCAAGACUUGCUGAUGUCAAUCAUCCAUCUGGAAAAAAAAUAAUAAAAAUGCAAACAAUUGAGCUC